AUGAAUGAUACUACUGAGCCCCCGGCAAAGCGACGGAAACUCAAAGACGAGUCAAGGCAUCAAUAUGUCACGAUAGUCCAAUUUAGCAAGAAUAUCGACGCCAACCACGCUCAGUCGCUUGAGAUCAAGAAGGACUUGGGCCUGAAGGCCACCCCGGUCGUGCUGAAGGAUGUCCAGCUCGGUGAUGGAACCAUUCGCGGCCAUUUCACUCCUGUGGUCCGGAAGGCUCUGCCAAAUAUCCCAUUCUCGGAAGCUACCUCUUGUGGGGAUUCGGUAGGGGAGGUACUCAGAUACUGCCAUGGACUCGAGUCUAUCCACAAGCGCAAGGAAGAUCGAGUGCCGCUUGUGUGCUCUGAUAUCACCCUUACCCCUUACUUCGACUCAGAUUCAAGACUCAAGGCUUUCCGCCUUAAAGUGAGAAUAUUAUGGCAAGACGCAGCAAUUACUCGCAGCAAGGUGUCGUCUCAACAGCUUGCUAUACUCCACAGAUACCUACGUUCUGACAGUGCAAUCACACGGCCAACAGAAGUCCCAGAGAAAUGGAACCCGAGAGACUUCUAUGAGAAUGUGCAUGUUCCUGCAGAUACCAUCGAAUCGUCCACAGACAUUGUCAACGACCUGAUGUCCUGUCGUCUGUAUCCAUUUCAACGGCGAGCAGUACGCUGGUUACUGAAUCGCGAAGGCGUACAACUAAAUCCUGACGGUCGCAUACAGUCUUUGCAGCAGGAAAUGAUGCCUCUUCCACCGUCCUUUUUCAAGACAUGCGAUGCGACUGGACGAGAAGUUUAUGUCAGUCAAUUACUUGGCUGCGUUUCCACUAACUUGUCGGACUUGCAAGCGGCAUAUCCUGACAUUUCGGGCGGUGUGCUGGCUGAAGAGAUGGGACUCGGUAAAACCGUGGAGCUUAUUGCGUUGAUGUGCUCCCAUAGGAGGAAUCACUCUUACUAUGGCGACAAUGGUGAAGGUGUACCCAAUGAUCAAACCGGCCAGGGAUUGAAGAAGUCAAGGGCGACUCUGAUAAUAACUCCGCCCUCUAUUUUGGAACAAUGGAAAGAAGAACUUGAAGAACAUGCACCAGAUCUUAAAGUGUUUAAUUAUAAUGGUACAAGGACUUCAAAGCGAAGAGCCAAUGAUGAGACGCUUGAAGAACUGGCAAACAACGAUGUUGUGCUCACCACGUACAACGUUUUAGGGCGGGAAAUCCAUUACGCCAAGGAGAAGCCAGAUCGACAACUGCGCGAUCGAAAGAGGGAUGAGCCACCUAAGAGUCCUCUAACACAAAUAUCAUGGUGGCGUGUUUGUUUAGACGAAGCUCAAAUGAUUGAGUCUGGAGUGAGCCAAGCGGCCCAAGUUGCUCGCUUGAUUCCACGAGUGAAUGCCUGGGCAGUUUCUGGUACUCCUCUGCGAACUGGUCACAAGGACUUGUACGGGCUAUUCCUCUUUCUUCGCUUCGAACCGUUCUGUCAAUCUUUGCCCAUCUGGAAUAGACUCCUCGAUUACUAUAGGUCGUUAUUCAAGCACUUGCUAGGCAACCAUGCUAUCCGUCACAGUAAGAAUCUCGUUCGGGGAGAACUUCGACUCCCGCCACAGACACGGCAUACAAUCACUGUUCCCUUCACCGCAAUCGAAGAACAACACUACAAUCAAUUAUUCCAGGAGAUGUGUGAAGACGUUGGGCUAGACAGAUUUGGUGGACCUCUGAAUGCUGAGUGGGAUCCGAGUGCUCCUCAAACCAUUGAAAAAAUGAGGUCUUGGUUGAACCGCCUCCGUCAGACAUGUCUUCACCCGGAGGUUGGAGGUCGAAACAGGCGUGCUCUUGGCAGAACUGGUGGACCACUCAGAUCGGUGAUGCAAGUUUUGGACAUCAUGAUAGAUCAGAAUGAAGCUGCUAUACGUGCUGAACAGCGGCUUUGUUUUUUAUCACAACUCCAUCGGGGUCAGAUGCUCGAGCAUACAAAGGACACCGAAGGCGCAAUCAAACUGUGGACGGCUGUUUAUGAGGAGGUCAAAAACAUUGUGACAGAGUGCCGAGAUUUAGUGGCGAGGGAAAGCAAGUCGAGCCAAAUAAGGGACAACUCUUCCAACCCGUCCGCUGAUGAGGGUGAAGCCGAAGAAGAUUCUGACUCACGUCUCGGAGCAUAUAAACAACGCCUUCGUGCUGCGCUAGAGGUGCAACAUAUGUCGAUCUUCUUCCUCGGCAAUGGGUAUUUCCAGAUGAAGACCAAAGAUGAUGUAAAGCCUGAUGGGGAUAUCUCCAAGUACUGGGAACGACGAGAAGAAGCGGCAUUUGGAGAAGCGAAACAGAUUCGUGCUGAAUUGCUUUCUGAUAUUCUUAAAAAGGUCGGCCGCCUGAUGGAUGUUGUCAGCCAGAAGACGAAAGCCUCCUCGUUGGCUAAAAUACCCCACAUGCACAUUGAAGUCGAAGAUGGCGGUAUCGAGAGCAGAAAGAUUUUCGAGAAGCUACAUUAUUUCUGUGAAGCCAUGAACGAUCAAGCUCAGCAGUAUACGGAAUGGCGUGAUCAGAUGGCAAAAUUCCUACAGCAGCCUUUGAUUGAUACUGAAGAUGGUAUUAUUGAGCUCUCUGGCGAAGAAUACGAGGCUUCCACCAAGCACCAAGACGAGAUGUAUGUUUAUAUGGAAGCGCUUCGCGCAAUGUUCGCAGACCGCAAUGACGCCUUGACCGGACAGUCCAAUUUCCUGAUCAUUCGUGAUAUGAAGGCGGCGCACCAGCUAGCCAAGAAAGGUGAGGGACCGGCGCCGCAGCUGUUCCUCGAAGUCCUUGCUUUACGAGAGAAAUUCCGCAUUCCCAGCGAGCUUGGAUCGUUGCGUGGUAUCAUCUCUGAAAUACGACAGUUGAUGACAGCGUUGGAGUGCCAAGUGGCGAGUGGCAGAGAUCGAGCCAGGGCGGAGCUUUCCAUUGUUUCUGAUGUCCUGAAAGCUGCCCAAGCCAUGUCAAGCGCACAGCAAAAGGUUGUGACAGGGGGGCUUGAGAGAGAGAUCGAUCUAUUUCGAGACACUAUGAACAAUCGACUUGAGUACUAUCGCGGUCUGCAGAAGAUUUCCGAUACUGUCGCGGCAUAUGAACCCGUUGACCAUGAGCCCGGAGAUCCCGUCAAUUUUGUAGAAUUUGCGCGCUGCAUUGAGAAUGAGCAGCGCAAAGAGGCCAAGAUAUCUACGCUGUUGGCCAAGCAUCGCUAUCUGGCUCAUCUCAAGGCUGAGCAGAGUGCUUCAGGUGUGCAGCGUCUCUGUGUUAUAUGUCAAUCCACUUUCGAGCAGGGUACUUUGACUGUGUGUGGCCAUGUUUAUUGCCGUGAGUGCAUCCUGCUCUGGUGGAACCAUCAUCGAUCGUGUCCGACCUGCAAGAAGCAGCUCAAGUCGACCGAUUUCCAUGAUAUCACAUACAAGCCGCAGGACCUGGUCGUCCAGAAAGAGGCAGAACCUGACACCGUGUCGCCCACAAGAUCAAUGAGCACCGAGUCGUCAACGUCAGAGCAGCGCCCUGCAGCAAACACGAUUUAUUCGGACAUUAGUGCUUCAACACUGAAUCAAAUCAAGAAUAUUGAUCUACGGCAAGGUGCCUACUUUGGGACCAAAGUCGACACAAUGUGCAGGCAUGUUCUCUGGCUGCGCGACCACGACCCGGGAUGCAAAGCCAUCUUCUUCUCUCAGUAUCGGGAAUUCCUUGAUGUCCUAGGGGCGGCUAUGACGAAAAAUCAAAUCACCUUUUCACGUGUUGAUGGUAAGAACGGGAUCGAGAACUUCAAGAAGAAUGCAAACGUCGAGUGCUUCCUACUGCAUGCCAAAGCUCAUUCGGCUGGUCUCAACCUCGUGAAUGCAAACCACGUCUUCUUAUGCGAGCCUCUGAUCAACACUGCUCUUGAGCUGCAAGCCAUUGCACGUGUCCACCGUAUUGGUCAGCAGCGAGAGACGACAGUGUGGAUGUACCUUGUUGCAGAUACCGUUGAGGAAUCAAUUUACGAGAUAUCUGUGACUCGGCGACUGGCACAUCUCAAACGUAGAGUACGCAACUCCGCUACGGCUUCACGGUCAGGGACCACCACACCCACAGAGGCCGGAGUCACUGAGGGUGCUAUUGAUGCUGCAAACUCACUGGAAUUACAAUCAGUCGAUCUCACUAGACUGCUCACUUCUGGCAAAAGUGGCGGAGAGGUCGUUGGCCCUGACGAUCUAUGGCAAUCCCUAUUUGGAAAGGCUGAGCGAAAAGGUCAAGGACUUUCCGCCGCAUUGGGCGAGGCAGAUAGUGAGGCUGGCCGGUUUUUGAGAGCAGAGGCAGCGGAGGAGCGGCUUAGAGCUUAG
Messenger RNA from Endocarpon pusillum Z07020, 4317 nucleotides. RefSeq lists its product as uncharacterized. Gene Ontology annotation, molecular function: ATP-dependent chromatin remodeler activity; ubiquitin protein ligase activity; ATP binding. Gene Ontology annotation, biological process: protein polyubiquitination; DNA damage response. The record is from RefSeq and is a predicted model, not a curated record. Bases 1 to 4317 code for a protein of 1438 amino acids. Gene Ontology annotation, cellular component: nucleus. Lineage: Eukaryota; Fungi; Ascomycota; Eurotiomycetes; Verrucariales; Verrucariaceae. The transcript has a single exon.